Messenger RNA from Phoenix dactylifera (date palm), 2537 nucleotides. NCBI's taxonomy places the organism in Eukaryota, Viridiplantae, Streptophyta, Magnoliopsida, Arecales, Arecaceae. The record is from RefSeq and is a predicted model, not a curated record.
CUCUUUUUUUUUGGCGCGCAAAAGGGUCAUUCGAGUUGGCGGAGAACGAUGGAGCCUCGGUAUUGUAAACCGUUCCUCAAACGCUCGCGAGCCGCUCCGGGCUCCAACACCUCCCCAAAUUCUAGGGUUUACUGCGACUCCGGUAUGAGCAGAAGGAAAAAGGUGAAGUUUGCAGAUUCUCUUAGUGUUCAAGAACUAAGAUGUGAAAAGAGUGCACGUUCAGUAAAGACGGAAACAACUCGGUCUCCAAGUUCUGAUCGUGCAAAGACUUCCGAGUACAAGUAUUUUAAAAAACUACAUGAAGAAGCUGGUCAUAAAUGUUGUUCUUAUGGAGCUCCUGUGCAAGAAAUCAAUUUGAAGACAUCCAAAGAAAGGGAUGGUGUGGCAAAUUUCUAUAACUCAGGCACAUGCAAAUCUGAUAUGAGUAAGUCCAUUUUGCCUCUUCAAAAUGUCACGCCUAUUGCUGAAAGGUCCUCUUUUACACCUGCUAUGGUUACUGAAAAUUGUGCAUUGAAUAGCUUAGUCACAUGCAAAUAUGAUGUGAACAAAUCCUCAUUGCCCAUUCAUAGUGUCAUGCCUAUUUCUCAAAGGUCCAUAUUCACACCUGCAGAGGUUUCAUGGAACUAUGGAAGAAAAUACAAGCACAGUGGAAUUUUUACUGAAAAGAGGCGUAAACUACUUCAGUUAGCAUUGCAAGCGUUGUCUCUGGAAAUUGAUGAAUUACGACUAAAUAGAUCAGAUUCAAUUUUCAAAUUCCUGCAUAGGUUGGGCACUGGGAGAAAAUCGAGCGACCAUGAGAAACUCACAAAGUCAGUGCAGAAGGUAUCAAAUGACUGGUGCCGGUCACUUGCUGCAUCCAAGUUUGAUGGUCCCUUGGAAGAAGUGCUUGAGUUAACAGGAAGAAACCUUUUUCCAACUAUUUCCACAAAACACUCAAGAACGGAUUUGCUUGCUCAUAAAUGCAAGAGAACAGAUGAUUGCAUCAGUUUUCCACUGGAGUACUCUGAGAUUGAGGUUUCUCCUACUUGGCAUGCUAUUGAAGCAGGGUUUCAGUGCAACAAGCAAUCCAAUUGGGUAUUAGAUGAAGCGGGAAGCUCAGAUCUGCAUGCUGAGAACAGAUCAACCUCAGCUAUUGAAUGGAGCACAGAAUUUGGAUACAUGUUACCCAAAUUCGUUUACCCAAUCCCUAGAGCUUUUUCUGCCUAUCACCCCUUCACUGAGAAAUCACUUGUGCCUUAUACCAAAAGAACUUCAACAAAGCUAUGUGAUCUCCACGGUCAAGAAUUGCAUUUAGAGCUGGUCAAAGAGCAGUGUACUACUCGGUUACUGGGAUGGAAUGAGGACAUUGAAGAGCCAGGGCUAUCUUUUGGUUCUGAAAGUGAGAUGGAUCAUUUGCCCCUAACCUUGUAUACUGCUCCAAAUUUUCUUGAUCAAACUAACUUCUAUGAAAGUAGAAAGAUAUUCAACUUUUCCUCCAGCAGCAACUGCUUGGCGCUGCCUGAUACAUCUCAUCUGAGUGUGAAUGGUCUCCUUUCAACUCCACUGCAUGCAUAUGAACUAGAAUGGAAGAGCUCACCUACUGUUGACAGCAUGUUCAAGUCUUCACCUACCAGCAACCAUGAGGUGAUGCUCCAAGUAACACCCCAUCAAAACCUGGAUGGUCUCUUUUAGACUUCAGAACAUAAUUAUGAGCCUGAAAGGAAGAGUGCACCUAUUUUGGACACACAACUUUGCUUGUUGAUUUCUGCUCUCUCCUGCCUCAUGAAGGGAACAUAGGAGGUAUACUGAAUUGCAUGUCUACCACAAGCAAAGAUGAUUUUGCAGGUGAAAGAAGCAUUGUGGGAAUCCAAAGUCGCCAUGCAGGUGACAUAUCUAGCCUCAACUGAUUUUAAAUCCUUAUGUCCCAACUUUUCUUUGGGAAGGGAAGAGAGGAUCUCUGCAUUCUUCCUAAUAGACAAAGCUGGUGCUGAUGUUAAAGGAGAACUAUAUGUGAUAAUUAAAUGCUCUUGAGGAGAAGAUGAAUAGUGGCUUUAUAUUGAUCUAAGGGCAUCAGGCUGUAUGUAUACAAGACUAGGUUAUAGACUUUUGAGUUCUAUCUAGGGUAACAGUUGUAUGAACAAAUCAUACGGUAUAUACAUCUAAUUCUCCACAACCCACCCCCCUUUCAACCUUAUGGUGGUUCAGAAGUGAGCAGCAUGACUUUGCUAAGGACAGAAAUGGCUGAAAAGAGGAAAGUUGAGAGAAGAAAAAGUGAUUUGGCAAGGCCAAGGGCUGUUUCUUGGUAAAAUACUUUAUAUUUCAUUUUUAGGAAAGGGUUAGUUGUGAUAGAGGUAGUAGCCUCAUCUCACAAACGUGAAUAUAUAGGGAGCAAUUGUAUUGGAGGGAGCUAGUAAAGCAUCACCUAACAAAUGUGAAUGUAUGGACAACAAUUGUAUUAGAGGGAGCUGGUAAGAAGUAAAAUGUCUAAUUCAGGAAGAAGAUUAAAGGUUUUUUGACUUGAAUUUUCCCCCAUUCUCCCCUCGAAAUUGACGAAUGCG